GACUGUCUCCAGAAAGACAGGCAAAUUUCUAUCUGCCAGAGCAACCUUCCAUCCCCUGGUUUGACUGAACUGGAGGAAGAUCUAGGAUUCUUACCGGUCAGUAACUAUAGGGUCAUCAGUCUCCCAACAUUCAGCUGAACAGAAUGGAAAGCACAUUGAAGGCACACCUUCUUAACAUCCUUGAGGACCUUUUAGAGGAGGAGUUGGUAAAGUUCAAGUUCCAACUCACAAACAUAGCUCUUUCUGAGGGAUACAACCACAUUCCUCGGGGCACUGUCCAGCAAGCAACCCCAGUGACACUUGCUGAUCUACUGAUCCGGUACUAUGGGGAGGAAUAUGCCAAGACUGUGACCCAGGAGGUCCUGAAAGCCAUAAACCAGCGUAGCCUGUUGGAGAAGCUCCAUCAAUCAAUGGAAAAAUCUGGAUCUUCUGCUCAAAAAGUUGCAAAAAAGACAAAUAAGAGGAAGCAAGAGAAUGAAGCAGGACCAAAUGAAGAUAAACAGCAACUAACUAUCUCAAAGAGAUUUAGAAAUAUCUUUAACCAAAAGAAAAUAUCCAAUGAAUCUGCACCUUAUCCCAGAGAUCCUCAACCAAGCAAUGAUAAGGAAGUAACAACCAAAAAUCAAUACUUUCAUGACUUGAUUCGGCGGCUUAAUCUGGACAGUUAUUAUCCCAAGAAGAUGGCCAAAGUCAAUUCUCUUUUGAUAAAUAAGACCUCCCUCCAUGGCACUCAACCAAGAGCUGAAACAGAGCUAACAUUUUGUUUUCUAGAGAAACUUUUGGUAUUAGAUUACCAUUUGCGAUAUCUAGUUUACAGAGGUAAUAUAGAUACAAUAUCUACUGUGUCCCAGACACUGAGAACCACAGAACAAGAAAGAACAUUUGAGAACUUUUUCAUUAUCAAGGAAACACAAUCAAAUGCAGUACAAAUUUACAUCCACCCAAUGGACAUACAAAUGGCAAUUUUUCACUGUGCAGAUGACUUUACAAGGCAGUAUAUUUUCACCAAACUUUCCAUUUGCCAAUUCGCUCUCCCACUUUUGGUGCCAAAUCCUUGCAAUUCCCAAAUUGAAUUCCCUCUUUGGUCUCUCAGGCAAAUCAGGAGAAGCUGGAGAGAGGUGGAAAAAAUAGGAUGGGAGAAAAAAAUUAGGAAUUAUAAUAACCAGCUGAUUAGUUGGCAACCUAUACAUAUUAUAUCUUUCAUAAGAGUUGGAAAUUAUGUCUCUACUUCCAAGUCUCAGAUUUUGAAUGCACUCCUGAGUAAAGGCAAACAUGACCAUUUUUCCUCCCACCAUUCUAGGGAAGACAAUAAUAGAUGUCUAUUGAUAGAUGGUAUGGUGGAAAUCUGCUGGUUCUGCCCAGGUGGGAGAGCUGAGGACAGAUUUGAAAACUGUAUUGCCUUCACCAAUCUCCAUGGAAAUGCUGAAAUACAUGAGAGGCAGGUUAAGUUCCUGCAGCAGGUCUCCUCAGUCACUGUCAUUCUCCUGUCAACUUCCAAUUUUGACAAAAUGACUAGUUCCCUUCUACUCGAAUUUUGGAAUUCACCCAAACCUCUUAUCUGUUUGUUCGAAAAUGCAGAAAAUAUUAUGGAUGAGAAUUCUGCUCACAAAGUGAGAAUUGGGAUCAAGAACCUAAAUAAGAUAGAACUAGCUGAUAAAAUUACAGCUACUUUAACACAGUUGCUGAAGAAGUCUGGAUCUCCUUACAGUUUGAGUGAUUGGGCCAACAUUGCUAGGAAGUAUGAAUUUAUUAUUGAUGAGGACCAAAGAGGCUGCCAAGAAGCAGGGAAAAAAGCAGACAUCCUAAUGGACAUCUUGAGAAAAGUGAAAUUACCUGAGAUAAAGGAGAAGUUACUACCACUUCAGGGAGGUCUAUGGCGUGAUUGGUGUAAAAAGGAUAAGGAACUCCAUCAGCUCAGAGAAAAAGGAAACAGGAGCAUUGAGCAAUACACGAAUGAGAUUGAGAAGGAAAAGCAGAUAAUACGUUGUGAACAGUACCACAAAGUUAUUAAUCUUAAUGACCUGAUGAAGUCUCUGUUUGAAAGUCUUCAGUCACAUCCAGAGACCCACACAGAGCUCUACUUUCUGCAGGGGCUGAGCAUGUUAAUGGACCAACUAACCACAGGAGAGUUAGAAAAGCUCCACCAGAGGCAUCGUUUUCUGUUGGCUCAGGUGUGAACAGA
Molecule: messenger RNA, 2182 nt
Organism: Equus quagga
Lineage: Eukaryota; Metazoa; Chordata; Mammalia; Perissodactyla; Equidae
Product: interferon-induced very large GTPase 1-like
Exons: 4
Coding region: 144-2177 (677 amino acids)
Source: RefSeq, a predicted model, not a curated record